GAGCUGGCAGCAAUCAGAUAUAAUGACACGUUUACUGGGCAACCCCAUCAUUGUGCUAUAUUCCUCAAUUUUACUGAUAGCAUCCAUACCCUCAAUAAUGUUGCCAAAGACGACAUGCCUGUUAUCAAGCCAGGGAAUUUUCUCAAAGAAUAUAAAAAAACUGAGAGUCAUUGGUAUCUGGGCCAGCAUUUGCCAUAGACACAGUGCCUGGCUCAUUGUGCUUGAGAAUAAAGGUUUUAUCUACAAAUGAUGUGCUGAAAAUUGAUUUGCCAUCAGUACUAUCCCCAUUUGUAAAGUCACCACCCUGUGCCAUAAAGGUGGGAAUUAUGCAAUGGAAUGGGCUACCUGUGUAGCCAAAACCCUCACUGCCAGUACACAGCUUGAGAAAGUUUUUGGUGGUCUUGGGAACAACGUCAGUGCGCAGCAGAAUGUUUGUGACAUCAAUUAUUGCGAUGUCACGUGACAAUUGCAAUUGGGAAUUUGCGAUUGUUUGAAAUUGUGAUUGUUUACGAUCGCGAUUUCUAUUUUCACGGGCGAUAGUUUCGAAUAGAUAAGCGGAGCUCUUUAAGCUCCCUUAUAGUGGAUUUUUAAUAAAAAUUAGUUAGUACGAAUAAGUUUUAUUACAAUGUUGAUAUUUCCAGUUGACUGCCGGUCAGUAGUAAUUCUA
Molecule: messenger RNA, 667 nt
Organism: Kickxella alabastrina
Lineage: Eukaryota; Fungi; Kickxellomycota; Kickxellomycetes; Kickxellales; Kickxellaceae
Exons: 1
Coding region: 23-250 (75 amino acids)
Source: RefSeq, a predicted model, not a curated record